Messenger RNA from Condylostylus longicornis, 4429 nucleotides. Its product is annotated as transmembrane protein 94. The coding region runs from base 90 to 4157 and encodes 1355 amino acids. Gene Ontology annotation, molecular function: nucleotide binding. The transcript has 12 exons. The record is from RefSeq and is a predicted model, not a curated record. Lineage: Eukaryota; Metazoa; Arthropoda; Insecta; Diptera; Dolichopodidae.
ACCAGCUUUUCAGUUUUUAUUUUAUUAUGAAAGAAAAUUUAUUAAAAAAAUAAUUUUCAUUUUUAAUUUAUUUGUACUUAAAUAGUUUGAUGAAAUGUAGGACGAUAUUAAAUUCAGAAAUGAGUUCAAAUAACCGGAAUUCUGGUAAUUUGCAUGGCUUAUCAACAAAAGCAGCACUUGUUCGAAUAAGGGAAGAAAUAGUAAAUGUUUUGACAAUUUAUGAAAACAAAUUCAAUUCUGAAAGUAUACUUUGUAAAAUACGAUCGUGUUUUGUUAGUCAAUAUAAUAGCCCACUUGGUUGGUUUUCAAUUUUAAGUACAUUAUUUGCAAUAGUUGGUUUACUUGUCGCGGACUAUUAUUUUUCUGCUUUGAUUAUUUUUGUUAUCUUGACAUUGAACAUUUAUAUUGUUGUACGGGAAAAUAAUUUAAGACGUACAGAAAUUAUAAGAAAAGCGAAACUCAUUUUAGAAGAAAUAAAAGUAGCUGAGGAAUUGUGUUAUGAUUGGAAGUUUUUUAACUACCCUCACUUAUUUUGCCCAGUCUCUCCAUGUGUUACUCUUCAAUGGACGUAUCGUGAUGGAGAAAUCAUAAAUUUACCAUCAGCUCUUCUAGUCAAAGGUGAUCACAUCGUUUUGAGGCCAGGGCAUACAGCUCCAGGGUCGUGUUAUGAAAUCCUUACAAAUAAAAAAUUUAAAACGAAUGAGAUUUAUGGAAUAGCUCAAGUGCCGGAACCUCCUUCUAAACCUGCAGCUAGACCACCACUGCCUGAUUUAAUUUGCUGUUUAGAAAAUACUCCAUACCUAGAUAAUUUGAAAUACAUUUUGGAAAAUGCACUGAAAAGACCGCCAACUAUUUAUAACCAACAAAGAUAUUUAUUGGUAACAAAAUACAUCCAACAAUGGGGUUUCAUAGCAACUUUACUCAUUACCAUUUUUGCUUCUAUAAUGAGAUAUUAUGGUUUAGCUUGGAAAUCAGACAUUAGCCAUUAUCUGUGGAAGGAAAUAUUUUUAGAAUCAUGUAUUGCAGCAAUUUUACCUUUAUUGCCUUUGAUUUUUCCUAUAAUGUGGAUUUCUUUAAAUUUAUGGGGUGUUGCAAGGUUAGAAACUUUUUUAUGUUUACCGCAACAUCCAUCAUUAAAAGAUGAAGAAAAGUCAUUUGAAGAAGAUUUGGACACUCCAACAUAUGACUACGGUCACAUAUCCCUUAAACGAUCCAUAGUUUUCAAAAAUUGGUUGAAUUUAUGGCAAGGCUCAUGCACGCUUCUCCCACGAAGUGCUAAUGUUGUUCAGGUGUUAGGAUCUAUAACAGCUCUCUGUUGUGUAGAUAAAAAAGGAAUAUUAUCUUGGCCAAAUCCUACAGCGGAAAAAGUCUUUUUCUUAAGAGAUGUAGAAGACAAAAAUUCUACAACUAGCCAAACAAGUUUGGAAUCUGAAACUACAAAUAACAAUGCCACAAAGAAAACUGGAAUUAUUUCCGAAGUAUUAGAUUUGACACAUGAUCAACAUUGCCCAUUUAAAUUAGAAUUUGAUGAUCACGAAUGGAAAAAUCAUAUAACAUCCCUUAAACCUUUAGGUUUGGCGAUUCUUUUAAAUACAUGUAGCCCCCAGACACACAAACACUAUGCACAAUUUUGCGGGCAUGUCACCGCUGUGGCAACUUUGGAUAAAGAUUUGGUCCCAGUUACGAAUCGGUAUGCACAAGUUAUUGAACCGAGCUUAAAUAGUUUUUUGCAUGGACGAUGUUUAUGUGAAUUAGCCAAACAAAUCGGUUUUAAACAGCAUGCCACAGAUAAUUUUACUUUGGAAGGACAGUUAGCUACCUAUAGGCAUUUGCAACCUGAUGUUGUACGUCGUGACAUUAAAUUUGCACGUCAUCUUCAAUUAUCAUCAAAAGUUAAAGUACCCUUUCCACAUUCUUUAUCUGUAGUAUUACGUGAAUCACCCGGAAAUUGUUUAUCAUUGUUCACACAAGGAACAGCUGAUAUUGUAUUAGAUUGUUGUGAUGAUUUCUGGGAUGGAAAAGAUUUACGUCCAUUAGGACCACAGGAGAGAAAAAGAGCUCAAGAUUUUUAUCAAAGAAGCGCAUUAACUGCAUAUUGUACUGCAUUUGCAUAUCGUCCAUUACGCCAUGGGAUAUGUGGGGCUUUGAGUGGAUCGCAUAGUGGUCCAAUUGCAUAUCUGGAAUUACCACCAGAAACGAAAUGUAAAAUGCAACAUGUUGACAAAAGUCAUUGCGAUUUUGAAGGCCACACUAAAAUUAGCCAUUCAAUAAGUACGGAUUCGUUAUUGUUUUCAGAAUCGAAAGAUGAAGAUAUCGCUGAUGUCGAAGGUUGCUUUGAAAUGCAAUGUCAUCAAGUUUUUAUAGGAAUGAUAACAAUGCAAUAUCAAGCACAAACUGAUAUCGUUCAGUUAGUUGAACGCUUAGAAAGAGCUUGUAUACGUUUCGUGCAUUUUAGUAAAGAAAAUGAAUUACGAUCCAGAGUAUUUUCGGAAAAAAUGGGCCUUGAAUCCGGCUGGAAUUGCCAUAUAUCUUUAUUGAGCGAGGAUCAGCACUCCAAUCCACAAUCACCAAAAACUUCAGGUCAAAUAGAUUUUUCUGGAACUAAUUUAGGUAGUACAGAAAAUGAUAAAAUUGAUCCUGAAAUAAACUGUUUGCUACAACCGAUGGGCUUAGAAUCUUCUAAAACUUUAAGCUCAUCAGCUCCUGGAGACUUUUUAAAUAUUAAUUCAGGCUCAGUAGAAUCAAUAAUUUCUGUAGGAGAACCACGGCAUUCUCAAGACUCAGCAUUGGAUGAAAAUUGUCGAUCAAUUAGUAUUUUAACAGAUAGUACAGAACAGAGUGCACCAAUUAAUUUUGAUAUGUCAAAUCGAGCCAAAUUACCUCGUGGUAUUGAAAAUAUCAGGCCACAUUUAGAAAAAGUUGAUAAUGUUCCUUUGCAAGUUUCGUUGUUUACGGAUUGCUCAGCAGAAGCUACAAAAGAAAUGUUAAGUAUAAUGCAAUCUUAUGGUGAAAUUGUAGUUUGCUUGGGUUCGAGUGCGAGUAAUUCAAAUUCUGAAAUAUUUUUACAAGCAGAUUGUAGCAUUGCUGUAGAGCCUUUAUAUCCUCAAGUUUGUCAAGAUGUACCUGCAUAUACGGAGUCAAACAUAUAUAAUAAUAAAUUAAAACACAUUAAUAAAACAUCAAAUAAAAAAGACUUUACGUUGCAUUUUUUAGAAAGUUAUGGAACGACAGAUUCUAAUAAUGAUGCUGCCAAUAAUAUCAAUUCACCAUAUGCUAAAUUAAUGCACACUCGCAAUAAUACUAUAUCACCAAUAUAUUUAAGUCGUAUGUUAAAUUCAUUACCUUGUUCAAUAUCAGUCGUGCGUGAUGAUCCAUUAUCAGUUGUUGCAAUAAUAGAAUUAUCAAGAAGAUUUUCAUUAGGUUUAUGGAACUGUAUACAAUAUUGGGCAUGUUGUGCCGGUACACUCGCUUCAUUAAAUAUUUUAAGUGCCUGUUUAAAUUUACCACCGAUUUUUGAUCCAUUUGUUUUAAUAUAUUUAAUGUGUUUUGCUGUACCAUUCAUUUCAUUAUCUCUUACCCAUAUUCAAGUAGAUCCAAAAGUCAUGAAUAGAGCAACAGGUAAAAAACAAACUAAAUUUGAUUCAAGGGUAUUUGGUUUUGUAUUAUGGUGUUAUGGAUGUAAAUUUUUCCCAGCAGUAUUGGUUGUGAUAAUUUCCUACACAACUAUGAUUGGCCAUCCACUUGAAAUUAUAGAUAUUCAAGAGGAAAAUUUGGAAAUUAAUCUGAAACUAGCAAGAAUAUUCGCUUUAUUAGGGAUAAUUUCUCAUUUUGUAAUAAUAUCAGCAUCAUUCGUUCAUCGAGAUCAUUCUAUAUGGCACAAAAAUCCAUUUACAAAUAAAAUUUGGACAUUUAAUUGUAUCCUAAUUCUUAUAAUUCAUUCAAGCGCUUGUAUUAUACAAAUAAUAUCAAUUAAUAAAGCAAUCUAUGAUCAGAUUUACAAAUUUUGGGCUGUAAUAGUAUUUAUGUUUACAGCAGUAGCAAUUAGUUUUUUAGUUACUGAAUUUAUAAAAUGGCAGGAAAUUAAAGUUAAUUUAAGAUAUCAGAGACGCGCACGACUAGAUUUUGGUACAAAAUUGGGAAUGAAUUCACCAUUUUAAUAAAAUAUUCUAGAAAUUAAAAAAGAAAUGUUGUUAUCUAUAUGCGUAAUACAAAUUAAAUAUCAUGAAUGUCAAAAGAAAAAAAAACUAUUCAUAGAAAUAAGUUUUAGAUAUUAAGUAUUACUUAAUUUUUAAUAAAAUGAUUUUACUUGAAUAUUAGACUGCAAAAAAAAUUUUCUUUUUGUUUUAAAUGAUUUUAAACAUUUUUGCAUACUUCAAGGAAUAUAAUAUGUGUAACAUUAAUUAUAAAUAAAUAAGUCUGUUUAACAAAU